AUGGUCGGCUUCUCCGCCUUGACCUCGAGCAACCGUGUGAUUGGACUGCCGGGUAGUAAGUCACUACCAAGUUGCCAACAGUCUGAAGCCUCGCCCCUCCACGGUACAUUGUUAUCAUUUCACUUCAAGCGCCAAUCUCAAGCGUCCAACUUUUACGAAACCAACCCCCAUGUACCACUGUGCAUCCUCUCUAUUCAUCACAUCCCUAUGAUCUCCCUCUUCCCCUUCGCCUCUUCGUAUUCUUCCUCGACGACGGUCCCCACCACUGUAGGCGGUACCGUUCAGCUGGAGUUCCAGAACACAGCCUAA
Penicillium oxalicum is the source of this 309-nucleotide messenger RNA. RefSeq lists its product as uncharacterized. The transcript is spliced from 2 exons. NCBI's taxonomy places the organism in Eukaryota, Fungi, Ascomycota, Eurotiomycetes, Eurotiales, Aspergillaceae. The coding region runs from base 1 to 309 and encodes 102 amino acids. The record is from RefSeq and is a predicted model, not a curated record.